Messenger RNA from Silurus meridionalis, 3399 nucleotides. It is a transcript of the gene npas4b, whose product is annotated as neuronal PAS domain protein 4b. Bases 409 to 2931 code for a protein of 840 amino acids. NCBI's taxonomy places the organism in Eukaryota, Metazoa, Chordata, Actinopteri, Siluriformes, Siluridae. The record is from RefSeq and is a predicted model, not a curated record. The transcript is spliced from 8 exons. Gene Ontology annotation, molecular function: RNA polymerase II transcription regulatory region sequence-specific DNA binding; DNA-binding transcription factor activity, RNA polymerase II-specific; protein dimerization activity. Gene Ontology annotation, biological process: regulation of transcription by RNA polymerase II.
GGUUCCCAUCGUCCUCUCACGUCAUCAUCAGGGAGUGAAUGUAGGAGAUGCAGAGACACAUGAGAAUACUGAAUCCGAUGUGUCAGUGCACGCCCCCGUCGCUCCUUAUCUCAGACUAUAUCUCUAUAAAAAGGGCCAGGAUGCGGUAUUUCCACCAGAACCGACACAUCAGCCAGAAGUCAUAUCAUAUUCAAUAAUAUUUGCCUACCUAGAAGCGCCUUUUUUUCGGCAAAAAUGAAGUUUUCAUUUUCUUUAUUCCGCUACUUUUCACACUGUUGAAUAGUUGCCCCGAUGAUUAAAUAGGCGCUCUUACAUUUACAGUCUGUCCUUGAAACUGAGCUCGAUUCCCCGUCACACGUCGGCGGUGAGACUGAGGACACCUGUAGGCUCCAUCCGGCCGGGGAAAAAAUGUACCGCUCAACGAAAGGCGCCUCGAAAGCGCGGAGAGAUCAGAUCAACGCCGAAAUCCGCAACCUGAAAGACCUGCUCCCCAUUUCGGACUCAGACAAGGCUCGCCUGUCCUAUCUGCACAUUAUGUCCCUCGCCUGCAUGUACACAAGAAAAUCUGUCUUUUUUUCUCAAGAUGUAACUGCAGCCAGGAGCCAGGAUGUAAGCUUCAUAUCUCUACCUGAACUCUCUGAGCUCAUGAACACCUUACCAGGUUUCCUUCUUUUGCUGACAAGUGAGGGCAAACUGCUCUAUUUGUCCGACAACGUCACAGAACACCUCGGGCACUCAAUGGUAGAUCUCGUCUCUCAGAGUGACAGUGUCUAUGACAUAAUUGAUCCAUCUGAUCACUUUGUGAUGAGGAACAAUCUUGUGCCAGUUACUACACCUGAUACUGAGCGCCUCUUUCGCUGUCGCUUCAACACUUCAAAGUUUGUGAGAAGGCAGGGCACAGGUAACAAGGUGACUCUGGUACGAGCACGCUGCCUUCCAUUACCCUACCACGCAUCAUCUUACUGGACAUCCAAUGCAGUGUGGGUGUGCUUUUGUUCACCUCUGGAAAACCAGGCAUCAAACCCGGCCAGCACCAGAAACCCGCUCCCUACUCCACCAGCUGAGCAAGUUUUCCAGCUAACCUCCUUCCAUUCUCAACAUAGCCGUGAUAUGAGAAUACAGACAGCUCAAGAUUGUGUCAGUGUCUAUUUGGGCUAUGAUGUGGACACACUACGUUCUCGCUCCUGGUACAGCCUGCUACAUCCUCGAGAUCUUUCUCAUGCCUCUGCACAGCACUGUGCCCUGUUACGUGAAGGAGGAGAGGGGCAGGUAGAGAUGGUAGUUCAAGUAGAGGCAGCUGACCACUCAUGGGUCUGGCUUUAUAUGGUCCUUCAGCUCCAGAAUGGAGAACAACCCAUUACAUGCCAGAACUAUGUCAUUAGUGAGUCUGAAGCAUGGUCUGUGCGUCAGCAACUGAACUCUGAGCAAAACCAGCUGGCUCUCCUGUACCAGGAGGGUGUGGCUCAACAGAUCUCUCAUCCCUUGUCUAGUCCAGAGCAAGUCUUCACACCCAGCAGCAGUGGAUUGUCUGCUCAGUCAUUUGACUUUAGCUUUACUUUCUCUGGGCGCAGCUCCUCUGAGGAACUCCCAGGAACUUCUACCUCUCACUCAGGCCUGCCACAAGGCUCUGGUCCCUGUCCAAACUUCCCCCUAGAUGAUUUUUCCCAACAAAACGUAGGCCACCAAAUAUUCUUACCAGGGAGCACAAAGCUCUCCACAAGGUCAGCUCUUACUCCUCAUUCCUCUCAGACCAUUAUGACUAAUAUGGCAGACCCAGCUACCCAAAACCCUGUGUCUCAUUUACCUCUUUCCAAUCUCUGUUUCUCCAAACCAAACAGCAUAAGGGAAUUGCUUUGCACUCCUCCAUAUACUCCAAGAUUCGGAGGCGGUCGUUUCAUGUUCGGCGAAGAUUUUUUUACACCAGAUUCAGCUAGCAUACUCACCCAAACCAUGCACUCAGCCAAUCAUUCUACCUCCCACUCAACAGAUGUAGGGGUGACACUAUCUGUACAACAUGGCAGCAGGGCUCUAAAUGAGAAGUUACCUCCUACCCCAGAUAGCCCAGCUAAUGAUGAAUGUGUCUUUAUGGCAUUAACAGAGAUCAGAGGGCCUUUGUAUGUAGAUGUCCCUCAUUCCAUUCACCAUGGUCCACCUGAGGGCCUCCUGACCCCAGAGGCUUCUCCUACUGAACAGCGCUGUCUAGGUUUUUUCUCUCAGCAAGCUAGAGAUGAUAGAGCGGAAAUGGAAAUCUCACUAUUGGCUCAGUAUCUCAGUUCAGUUGCUGAGGGCUUCUGGAAAGAUCACUCCCAAUCCAUAUGUUCCUCCUCCCCUGACCUACCGGAACAGAACUGUAAGCUUCUUACUACUGAUUUUCCACCCACCAUGUGCUGUGGAGAAUCUCACUCGUCACUUGAUCAAAAUGAAAUAUCUAUACCGCAAGAAAAAAUUACUAGCCCUCUCCCUUCCUAUCUCUCUUCCCCUUCCCCACUUUCUAUUCCUCACUCCUCCAAUGAGGAUACUCCUCCUGCCCAAGUAAGCACCUGCUCCCAGGGAUACAUUCAGGAGGAGGCCCUUGUUGGUGUGCAGCACCUUCGUAGCGUCCAGUCGACGCACCGUACCAGCACGGUUGGGGGAAGGUCGCUGGAGUCAGGGGCCCAGGAUGAGGGAAAGGCUGUAAUGGAGUGCAUGAUGGAUGAGGAAAUCACUCUCCCAGCCUCCCCACAAUCUACCCUUGCUCCAGAAAAUGACCCUACUCCAAGUCUACCCUGUGCCCAGUCCCUCCUGGAGGAGCUGGUAAACAUGGAACCCGUGUUUGAGGCAGCAGCCUCAGUUAAUCCUGCCUUGAGGCAACAAUCUGAGUUGUAUCAACUCUCUUUCCAAGAGUCACCACAGCACUAUUAUCAAGAUGGAACCAGUGAUCACAUGUUCUAAAAUAAGUCUGUGACUUAAUUGAUGAAGUAUGGCAUAUUGUCAGAGCUUUCGCUGUUUUUUUGCAGAUUACAAAACAAUAUUCUACUUUAAUGAAAAAAGGUUUAUUUUGUGUUUUUACUCAACAAAAUGAAUGUAAGAUGAGCACCUGUAUUCAUGGACUGUCAUUUUGAGAAAACAAAUAAUUAAAUGUAUUCUUGUAAUGGCGACUUUGCAAAGUGCCACUUUGGUAUUCACUUAUAGUGAAGACUGUGUUUUACACAAGGAUAAUAUUGAAGAAUAUUGAAACUUAUUUGUAUCGGUUCUAUUGCACCCAUACACCAUUGUAGAGUUGUCUACAGCAAAGUAGAGGAUUGAUUCCUAAACUGUUGUUAUUUAUUAUUCACAUGAAAUGUUUUGUGUUUGUGCAACUUUAUAAAAAAAAAUAUUUUAUUCUUUAAAAAUGUUAUCAGUGAUAAUAAAGAUCUUACU